UAUUAUUUUGGUGAAAAAUAAAAAUGGGAGGUGUCUUCGUGUCUUGUUGUGAGUUGGUAGGUGAGGCCCAAGUGGAGUCACGCCCCUUUCUCGGCACAAGGCUGUCGGCCGUAUAUUUGUACAAUUUUCCCCAAAUUUUGAAUCCACAUGCACAGUCAAAGUUUAGACUCCACAGAAGUCCAAAAAAUCCGCCCUGUUUUCAAUUCAGCCCCACAUCGCCCCCUAAUAAGAUUAACCGUCCAAAAAUUUGGAACUUGACUUUCGAGUAUUCCCGCGGAAUUCCCCGAAAGCAGAUUGGCGGAUCGAAUCCCGCUUUUUUGGGAGCCAAUAGAGAAGUGAGACAACUUCCAGCUGUUGUCUGUGGUUGCUCAUCGUUGCUCAUUAAAGAGAUAAUGAUGAACUUCAAUACUGCUGUUCCGAGGUCCAGACGAAGACUGUCCAUCAAUGAUUGUAUUGGUGAAAUGGCUUCAAAAAUAAUAGCCGACUUUAACUCUGACGAUGCAAACUGCACCAGCGAACUUGAGGUGGAUGAAUCACAAGAGCAAGCUGUUGAAAUGGAGACUACAUUUGAAGCCAAUCAGGCAGACAAGCCUAUUGAUGUAACUGUUGACUGUGCUACUCAGACUGAGGAGGCGAUCUUCACCCAGACUGCUCUUGAAAAUGAGGCAAAAACUCUACUCAAAAAGUCCGUUCUUGAUUCGCGAGCAUUCCGUGGAAAGAAAAGGCAGGCUGGCUACAACAAAUUCAUUGCCUUCAUGAGAGAUCAGUUAAAGCAAAGAAAGUUGUCGCCUGGCAUCAAGCUGGAACGUAAAGUUUUGAGUUCUAUGUGGGCGGCCAUUGAUGAGGACAAUCAGAUGCAGUGGGCCGACUACAAUUAAAGUGAAUAUAUAGUGUCAUAAUUUACAAGGUUUUGCACGUUCUGUGUCCGAGCCUUUCUGUAUAAAUUUGGAGUAUAAUGUCCAAUUUUGUCAGUCCAAUGAGAGAACAGAAAAGUCGGUUUUAUUUCGGAGAGAUUACUUCAUGCGGUGCUAAUUUUUAUUCAGCGCUGGCGGGCGUUUAGUGCAAAUAUAUACAUGCAGCACGGAAUUUGAACAGAAUAUGCGAGGCAGGAUUGACUUCAGAGAGAUGUUUUAUAGCGAGUUUAUUAGGCCCAUUGUCUGCUCGCGCUUUUAUUGAUUUGCGAAGUCAGGCGCUGCUGCCAGUGACACACAACGCAUAUUUGACGACGGGCCAGGAUGUGCCGCCACAAACAGAGAGAGAGAGAGGAGGGUCGCCGGCAUUAUCAAGAUGCAAAUUAAUUACCUUAGUAUGUGCAGUGCUAUAAUGGAAAUCCGCAGAGACGAAAACUUUCCCGCCCUAACUGCACAAGAGUAAAUUACAAACGCCACCCUCAAUUUGACUUAAGCGCGAAUUUGCUAGCUUCAGAUAAUAAUGAUUCUCCUGGGAUGCAUUAGUUAGAUUAAUUAAAAUUUAAGUUUUAAUAGCAGUUGCUGUAAUUUUUUAGUUUUGAGAGUGAAAAAAGCAUUUUUCUCAGCUAAAACUGUUUAUUUUGUGUUCUUGAACUAUUUACGUUUUGUGAUUAAAAAUAAUGAUACGUUUCAUCUUUCCAGUUAAUAUACAGAUAACAAAUAACACGGGAGAUCUGCGCUUCUGAUUGCAAUGACUUCAUAAAUAUAUAAUAUAUUCAGACAGAAAUCCACAUUAGACUACUUUCAUAUUUAAUGACUGGAAGCGACUGAAUCAGAGCCCCUAUGCUAAAAAGCUUGGGUUUCAGAAAGCUGACUAAUCAAUCAAUGUACAAUAUUUGGAAACAAAAUAAUCCUCUAGGAUUUUGUGCUGAAUUUAAAAUAUUGCCAGAUCUAAUAACAACGCAAACAAGCUAAUUUACCUUAAAAUUGAUCGUCAAUGGACAAUUUUAUGUCACUUAUUCACUUGCAAAUCACUGUUUUGUUAUAAUUUUAAAAUAAAUUUUACUGGUUGGUUAUAGAAAAAAGUGAACCAAUUAUCAUAGAAAUUGGUGGAAACCAGUCCCAAAUUAAUUUAUGGUCUUCCAAAAUUCAAUACUUGCAUCCAUCUCAUUUUUAUAAUAAAAUCAUCUCACAGUCAAUUUUGAGGAUCACAAUUAUGGGUAUGUAAAAUCAGAGUCUCACUUUGCCGCCAGCGUUUCCAAGAAGACAAUUUCGAAAGCCUCUUCUAGCAAAAUAGGAAUCCAAUUGUUGGCUUCAAUGGAAGCCCUUCGACCUGAAGCAAGAGCCGAGAAGAAUCCUUUGCAGCUGGUGGAGAGACUGGAUUGAUGCUUGGCAAAGCAGUGGCUCUCCUGCCGACGCAUCCAUCGGAGGCAUUGAUCCAGGGACGUGACUGUCCAAAAGUCGGGACAGCCUUACAAUGUGAGGCACAAAAUCAGGCCCUUGCUGACCAGGGCUAAGAAGACUCUCGUUGUAAUCAGCCACAAAAGCCCAACGGUACCUUUAAUUUUUUUGUAUCGAUUACUUUCAAAUAUAAAGUCAGUAUAACUAAUUACAUUGUGAAUUGGGGAAGCAUUGAAGCAGGCACCGUCAACAUGAGGUCAAGCAGUUUGCACGCUGCGAGCUGAAGGGACAGCCACGCAGGAUGGCCUGAGGGGAGAAAGGCCUUCGUCCAGUGCCCAAGCAGCGUCCAGUUCCGACAAAAGGCGUAGUUGUGAGCUGCAAUGGAAUAUUUUAGAUAUCUCUGAAUUGGGGUCAAUUAUAAAAUGUACUUGUUGAGACAGUUGUCCCUGAGAGGCAUAGAAAUGAAAAAAAUUCAUUAGAAAGAAUAUAAAACAUGGAAACAGCUAGACUACUUUACAAUGAAUUUAUAAAAAAAAGAAACAUUGACUACAAAGAUAAAGUAAAACAUGCGCAAGGUGAAACUUUAUCUAUGAUUAUCUUGUUUUUAAUUUUAUUUGAAUUAAUUUUAUAUUCUGGAAAACUAAAUAACACAAAAUA
This is a messenger RNA of Neocloeon triangulifer, 2966 nucleotides long. RefSeq lists its product as uncharacterized. The record is from RefSeq and is a predicted model, not a curated record. Lineage: Eukaryota; Metazoa; Arthropoda; Insecta; Ephemeroptera; Baetidae. The coding region runs from base 24 to 878 and encodes 284 amino acids. The transcript is spliced from 5 exons.